CGAUUGGACUUUAUUUAAUAAAUAGGCACAGCUAAGCCUAUUAAUUUCAGCUCAACUGCAUGCCACUCCCAAAUUCUCUUUAAAAUCAGCUCAACUCAACUCAAAUCUACCCACCUAUUCACUACUACAACUACUCUUCUUAUGCAAUCCACAUAAUAUAACAUACAUUAUUUCUUCCUUUGUGGAUCCAAAAGUACCAAAAACGGAUGGCCGAUUCCAACACUACUACUAAUCAUGAGCAGCACACCAAUCAGGUUGAUCAUCAGAUGAUGACUACUACUGCUACUACUGAAAACGAAGAAGAAAAAGUGGUAGUAAAAGUAGUUGAAAUGAGUGAGAUUGAGAAGAGCAAAGUGGGCAUAAUGAGGGCUCUCGUCCACCCACAAGAUCGUUGGAAUUCGAAGGAAGUGGGUGAUGAUUUGAUGCUUCGAAGAUUCCUUCGAGCUCGAGACAUGGAUGUGGAGAAGGCCUCACACAUGUUCCUCAAGUACCUGAGCUGGAGGCACUCCUUCAUGCCCCCCAAUGGUGGCUGCUUCUCCCACUCAGAUUUUCCCAUUGACAUCGCUCACAACAAGGUCUUUAUGCAAGGCCACGACAAACAAGGACGCCCUAUUGUCCUCGUCUAUGGUGGCAGGCAUAAGCCCCACAACGUCGAUGAUCUCAAACGUUUUGUUGUCUAUGCCCUUGAAAAAAUAUGUGCCAGAAUGCAAGGAGGGCAUGAAAUGUUUGUAGCCAUUGGAGAUCUUCAAGGCUGGGGAUUUGCCAAUUGUGACAUUCGUGGAUACCUAGCAGGUCUAUCCAUUUUGCAGGAUUGCUACCCAGAGAGGCUUGGCAAGUUAUUCUUAGUCCAUGUACCCUACAUUUUUAUGACUGCUUGGAAGAUGGUCUACCCAUUCAUUGACAAAAACACCAAAAAGAAGAUAGUGUUUGUGGAUAACAAAAAGCUAAAAGCCACUCUGCUAAACGACAUCGAUGAGGAGCAGCUCCCGGAGAUUUAUGGGGGCAAACUAUCUUUAGUUCCCACUCAAGACUGCUGACUACUCUACUAUAGACUCGUUCAUUCUUAAAUAUAUUCUAUAUAUCAUAAUAAACCGUCAUUUGUUUCAUGAGACUAAUAAUAUGUAUUUAUAUAUCAACGUGGGUAAUAUCCCUUCAAUUUUUUUUAUAUCAUAAUUGAUAAUAAUAUGUGAAAUAUAUUAAUUUUCAUAUCAGAUCAAAUAAAAUUAUAUGUAUUGUCCAUCUCAAUUUAAAA
Messenger RNA from Humulus lupulus (European hop), 1252 nucleotides. RefSeq lists its product as uncharacterized. The coding region runs from base 207 to 1037 and encodes 276 amino acids. NCBI's taxonomy places the organism in Eukaryota, Viridiplantae, Streptophyta, Magnoliopsida, Rosales, Cannabaceae. The transcript is spliced from 5 exons. The record is from RefSeq and is a predicted model, not a curated record.